This is a messenger RNA of Pipra filicauda (Wire-tailed manakin), 1398 nucleotides long. RefSeq names its product gap junction protein delta 4 (gene GJD4). Gene Ontology annotation, biological process: cell communication. The transcript has 2 exons. Gene Ontology annotation, cellular component: connexin complex. The coding region runs from base 1 to 1251 and encodes 416 amino acids. NCBI's taxonomy places the organism in Eukaryota, Metazoa, Chordata, Aves, Passeriformes, Pipridae. The record is from RefSeq and is a predicted model, not a curated record.
AUGGAGCGCUGGGACUCGCUGGGAUUUUUGAUUGUCACACUUAACUAUAAUGUGACUGUUGUAGGAAAGAUCUGGCUAAUGUUAAUAAUUCUGCUGCGAAUGGCAGUGGUAGUGUUGGCAGGCUAUCCCCUCUACCAAGAUGAGCAGGAGCGCUUUGUCUGCAACACCUUGCAACCAGGAUGCUCCAACGUUUGCUAUGACUUGUUCUCUCCCGUAUCUCACUUCAGAUUCUGGCUCAUUCAGACUGUGUCCAUCCUACUACCUUAUGCUGCAUUCAGCAUUUAUGUUUUGCACAAGGUAGCUAUGUACCUUGUAAGAAUGCACUGUCUGGUGCAUGGAUGCAAAGGAAAUAAGAGUUUAUCAAGCCCCAAAGACAUGAAGGAGCUCUGUAGAAAUGCUGUUGUCAAUAGAGUAGAGUGUGAUGAAGAGAACCUAAGUGUCCUUAAUUUUUCUGGGGCAUAUACUGUUCAUCUCUGUUUUAGGACCCUACUUGAGGCUGCCUUUGCAGCUGCGCAGUAUUUUCUUUUUGGAUUCUUUGUUCCUGAGCGCUUUUCCUGCUACCAUUCACCUUGCACAAGCACAGUUGACUGUUAUAUCUCCCGGCCCACUGAGAAAUCCAUCAUGAUGAUUUUCAUCUGGGGAGUCAGCAGCCUGUCCUUUGUGCUCAGCCUUGCAGAUCUUGUCUGUGCUCUCCGGAGAAUGACAGCAAGAAGCCAAAAGAACAAGCUGCUGGCAAACCUCUGCAUAGAGAAGGAGUGCAUUUUAAAUCUUCCCCCACUACAGCACAGCAGCUCUUCUCCACCUCAAAAUGAAGACUGCCCAGUAUCAAAUAGCUGCCAGACCAGUGAUGGCUGCUGCUCACUUCUCUCUGAUGAGGAAGAAGAGGCUGUUCUUCAUUCUGAAGCUGUCCCUCAGCAAACUGCCAGCCCUAACCUUAACAGCACCAGCAACAAGUGCUGUGUAUCAGGAGAUCUUGCUGUUAAGCAAGAUAGCACUGAAGAACCCUUGUGUGCUAGUGACCAGCAAGGAACUACAUGCAGGCAAGUGAGACCGAGAUUUCAGCAAGACUUCGUUGAAGAGACUGCCCUGGUUUUGAGACCUCAGAUCAACUGUCACCUUGGAGUUUCUUCCUCUGCAGUUCAGAGCAACAUUUUAGAAUUCUACCCUUCAGCUGAGCUAAAAAACCUUGAUGCACAAUCAAAUUAUAGCAAUACUAGUUGCUUGAGGUCAAAGAAGUCAGAAUGGGUAUAGAGCCCAGAGUGAACACUACCCUGUGACCUUCACAAAUCAUUGCAUCACUGAGGAGGCUUCAGGGAGUUUCAGCUGAAUCCCCUGGCUGUGGUUAUGCUGCAGCGAUACUCUACUAUGCUCCAUUGACAAAGAAGCAAAAACUUUGGA